CAGAUGAUCGUUUUAUCAGUCUUUUAGAAAUAAACGCUCAGAAUCGUUGCAUUUGUAAUUACGUUAUGGCGAUCGUCAAAAGUCUGUUGACAGUAAUCUUAUUAUUUGUCGUCAGUCAAGGCGUUCCUCUUCAAGAUAACGAAGCAGCGGAUAAUAAACCAGUGGAAAAUUCCGAGGAGAAUCAAUUUCGUCUACCAAAGUACGUCGUACCUAUUCAUUACAAUGUAAAAUUAAUACCUCAUAUUGUAGAUGGUAAUUUCACCACUAAUGGCGAAACGAGCAUCGAUAUCGAAGUGCGCGAACCGACGAACGCUAUCGCACUCCACACCGUAAAACUCACAAUAGACGAAUCGCUGACGAAGAUAACUCGCAAAGGCGUAGACGACGAGAAUUCUAAAUCGGAGUAUGCCCCAAAGCAGCAUGAAUAUAAUGGACAAACACAAAUUUUGACUCUACGAUUUGAGGAGUCGCUAGAUGUUGGAGCUUACACGCUGCAUAUUAAUUUCACAGGCGUGAUACUCCCGCACACGGAGCCACGUGGAUUUUACAGAAGUUUUUAUACCGACGACAAUGGAACCGAGGUAUGGCUAGCAACAACACAUUUUCAACCAACCUCUGCGCGACAAGCGUUUCCGUGUUGGGACGAACCUGCCAUAAAAGCGACCUUCAAAUUUUCCAUAAAGCACUAUCCUAAUUACACAGCGUUAUCGAAUAUGCCGUCCACGCGAUCGGAAAUCGAUGCGGUCGACGGAAAAUUAUGGACACACUUCGAGGCAACUCCUAUCAUGUCUACCAACUUAUUAGGAUUUGUGAUCGCUGAUUAUGAUUACAUCUCGAAUUUGGAUGGCACCAUUAAAAUAUGGGCCCCAAAACACCUUCUUCCUUAUGUCGCACAUUCUCUCGAUAUUAUCGAGAAGGCAACACAGAAGCUAGAAGAAUUCACCAAUAGCACUGUUCGUGUGCCGAAAAUGGAUCAUGUUAGCAUUCCACAUUAUUCAAGUAGAGCCACUGAGAACUGGGGCGUAAUCGUCUAUAAACAGGGCAUACUUGAAAACAAGAACUCAUAUCCGAUUAGCAAUAAAAUAGGUGAUGUUAUGACAAUCACUCACGAAUUAGCGCAUCAAUGGUUCGGAAAUUUAGUUAGCCCAAUUUGGUGGAAGUAUCUUUGGUUAAGCGAAGGCAUAUCAACUUAUCUGAAAUACUAUAUUACUGACAAGUUUCUCAGAGAAAAGCGAUUGAUGGAUUUUAUUGUAGUGACUGAAGAAGAAUCUUUGCUAAAUAUAGCUUUAUUUUCUUCUGAACCGAUUCACAUAAACAUUACUAGUCAUCUUAAUGUUCGUGAUGUGUAUUCUAUCAACACGUAUGUAAAAGCUGCUUUUUUAUUACGAAUGGCAUCGCAUUUUUUGAGAGAAGAUGUGUUUCGAAACGGUUUGAUACGAUAUCUUCAAAAACAUGAAUAUAGCAGCGCUACCCCAGAUGAUUUAUGGGAAGCAUUGCAAGACGCCCUCGAUGAGUCAGAUGUACCGCAUGACGAUUUUAAAGUGAAAGAAGUAAUGGAUACUUGGUUCGACCAGGCAAGGUAUCCUCUCGUUACGGUCAAUCGAGAUUAUGCUACAGGCGAAAUUAAAAUAAGCCAAGAAAUAAUUAAACACCAGACAAUCGAUAAUAACGAGAACGAAGCAUGGUGGAUACCUUUAAACUUUGCAACGCAAAGUAACUUGGAUUUUUCGUCUACAUUGGCCACCCAUUGGCUAAAGCCACACGAUGUGGAUGUGAAAAUCGAAGGAAUAGACACUAACGACUGGAUUAUUGUAAAUAAACAUCUAACAGGAUUUUAUCGUGUAAAUUACGAUAUAAACAAUUGGAAACGAAUCGCUGCCUUUCUUAAUUCUGACAACUACGACAAGAUCCCAGUUCUGAACCGUGUACAAAUUUUCAACGAUGCUUAUUACAUGAUGAUGAACGAACGGCUUGAUCUCGCUACUUUCAUUGAAAUUAUAAAAUAUUUGUCGCGCGAAACCGAUGCCGCACCAUGGUACACAGCAUUCAACAUUAUUCAGAAAUUAGAUCACUACUUACGAUUACCCGAAGCAGCAACGAUCAUCAAGCCACAUUUAUCCAACUUGAUGCAUAAACUAUUGGAGAAUAUUGAUUUUGAAGAGAAUCCUGAUGAUGAUCUUUUAACUGCAAAAAUUAGAACCAAUCUGUAUCAUUAUGUAUGUACAUUUGAACCUGUUAAAUGUCCAGCAAAAAUUACUGCUAAAUUACUUGCAUAUGUGGAAAACCCAAUCGCAAACCGACCAUUACCCAAUCAGAAGUCCAUGUUUUGCUUUGGCCUGAUGAAGGCAAAUGAGUCUGUCUGGGAUCAGUUUUUACAAGUAGAACAUCAACAGAAAACAUCAGAAUCUCAUACGUUUCUUGGUUGUUCGGAGAAUUUGCACAUCAUCGAAAAGCAUUUAAAUUCUCUUUCUGGUGAUAUGGACUAUCAUAGAAUCUUCUAUAACAUAAUCGCUAAUUUGCCAAAUGUAGAUACAACAAUUGAAUUUUUCAUUAAUAAUUACGAGAAAUUUAUUGAACAUCAGUUUAUCAAUAUUUCAUUUCUUCUUGAGGAUAUAAUCAUGAAAAGUUUCAGGGAAGGUCAAAUUAACAAGAUAAAAGCAUUUGCCGAACAACAUAUGAUCGAUAUACAAAAGCAUUUACAGGCUAGAGAAGAAAUGCUAGUCAAAAUGAAAGAUAAUUUAUCAAAAGUUCAUAGCAUUUUGGAAAACAGACAGUCCACCGACCUAUGAGACAUAUAAGACAAUAAUAUUGUAAUCAGAUAUAAUUCAUGUUUAAUAACAUAAAUAUACAAAUUAUAAAUAUAUAUUAUAAAAAGUGAAUAAAAUUAUUUUAACGUAUGUAACGUUAGUUGUAUGUUACACAUUAAAAUAUUAUUGAAACGUU
Messenger RNA from Temnothorax curvispinosus, 2943 nucleotides. RefSeq names its product aminopeptidase N-like. Gene Ontology annotation, cellular component: cytoplasm. Lineage: Eukaryota; Metazoa; Arthropoda; Insecta; Hymenoptera; Formicidae. Gene Ontology annotation, molecular function: peptide binding; metalloaminopeptidase activity; zinc ion binding. The transcript has 11 exons. The record is from RefSeq and is a predicted model, not a curated record. The coding region runs from base 66 to 2789 and encodes 907 amino acids. Gene Ontology annotation, biological process: proteolysis; peptide catabolic process.